GAUACUACACGCAUUCAACGGAAAGUGUAGUAUUAUAUCGAACAAACAAGAAUAUCGAUUUCUCGAUUUCACCGUUCGAGGUGUUAACUGUAUGACUGCAAGUCCCACACACCCCUCCUUUUCCGCUGCCCAAUUUCCGUUUUGCGUCACUGACUGCGAAACAUUUACGUUUACCAUCUCGAGGUUCCGGACGUCUGCGCAGAAAAACAACUGAAAAUAAGGUGUACGAUUGUUUGUUUUUGGUUGAAUUUAUGUUGUGAUGUAGGAAGACAUUCUUUUAAAUCUGUGUAUUUAUAUAAUAGUUAACACCAGUAAUUGUUUUCUUUUUCAAAGUCGCGACCGUGAAAUAAAUACUGGAAUAAUAAACGCCCUGUUAGCUAGCUAACACGCUAGCGUGGUCUAACCAGAGUAGCCUAGGACUACAUCGCAACAAUGCAGGCUAUCAAAAAUACCCCCACGGUGUCUGGGCCGCUUGUUACAGCCAGAUCUGACACUGCACUCGAACUACACAAGCCACCGAAUGAAGAUGUAAAAACGACUAAAAGAAAGAUCCUCGACGAAGAAACUUAUAUUGAGAGUUUAGAGAAGAUCAUUCAGAGGGAUUUCUUCCCGGACGUGACCAAGCUUCGGGCGCAGAAGGACUACCUGGAGGCGGAGGAGAACGGAGACCUGGAGAAGAUGAGGGAGAUCGCCAUAAAAUAUGGCUCCUCCCUCAGCAAGUCCACCCCGCGCUCCACCGCGCCCUAUGUGACUCCGGCUACGUUUGAAACCCCUGAGGGUCGCCCGGGUUCUCCUACUUCCAUGCAUGGGAAGCUGAAAGCGAGGAGUGGGGAGGAAGGGAAAGGAGAGGAGGAAGAGAAGCCCCUCCCUUCCCUGGAUAAGUUCCUGGCUAAAACCACCAGUGAGGACAACGCUUCGUUUGAGCAGAUAAUGGAGCUCGCUGAUGACAAGGAGAAAGUCAGACAUGCCUGGCUGUACGAGGCGGAGGCAGAAUACAAUCAGCGGCACCAGGAGCUGAUGGCCCUGCCGUCCUCUGAGCAGCAGGCCCUGGAGGCGGGGAAGGCUGGAGUCGAGACCUGGGAGUACAAGGCAAAGAAUGCCCUGAUGUACUACCCUGAGGGUGUGAAAGACGAGGAGGCGGUGUUUAAGAAGCCGCGGGACGUGCUUCAUAAGAACACACGUUUCCAAGGAGACCCUUUCAGCAAAGCCCUCAACAAGUCUCAGCUUCAGCAGGCAGCAGCCCUCAAUGCACAGUUUAAACAGGGGAAAGUGGGUCCAGAUGGGAAAGAGCUGACUGCACACGAUUCCCCCAAAGUUAAUGGAUACGGGUUCGAGGGAACCCCCUCUCCUGCUCCCGGUGUGGCGGAGUCGCCCCUGAUGACGUGGGGUGAAAUCGAGAGCACCCCGUUCCGUCUGGACGGCUCGGACUCGCCCUACACGGAACGCAGCCACGGCCCCUCCUUCAAGAUUCCCGAGCCAGGCCGCAGAGAGAGGUUGGGUCUGAAAAUGGCCAAUGAGGCAGCGGCCAAAAACCGUGCCAAGAAACAAGAGGCGCUACGCAAGGUCACCGAGAACCUGGCCAGUCUGACCCCCAAGGGCCUAAGCCCCGCCCUUACCCCCGCCCUGCAGAAGAUGGUGAACCGCUCUUCCAGCAAGUACACGGACAAAGCGCUGAGGGCCAGCUACACCCCCUCCCCUGCCCACGGAGGCUCCAAAACGCCGCUCGGGGGGGUCAGCACGCCCACGGGCACCCCCACACCCCGCUCCGCCGGGACCCCCGUGUCCCAGGACCCCGCCUCCAUCACGGACGACCUCCUGCAGCUGCCCAAACGCCGCAAGGCUGCCGAUUUCUUCUGAACCCCCCCCCGAUAUCCAGCACCCCCCUUUACCUGCUGCCAGGCCUCUCCGAGCACUUCCUGUUUGGGGGGGGCUCUUAUUUUCACGUUCUGCGGCUUUCUGUACAUGCGCGUGCGUGUGUACGCACGUGUGCACGGGACAAGUACACAUAGUGUUAUAAAAACAGAAACCUGAAUACGUACACACACACGCAAACACAGACUCAUGGACAUGUGGAAAGUUUGAGGGCCUGAGGAAAGGGGGCGACACUGCCGGUGGACCGCGACUGCUGACCUGAUUGUGCAGAUCUACCCCGUAUGCGCAGCUCUGCGUGUGCGACAUGGACCUGACUGCACUGUUAGGGAAACAGCACAGACUGUGUUACAGCUUACUUUGAAGACUGCGUUUUGGAGCUGUGAUAUGUAUCCCAAGGGAGAAACCACCUCAACCCAGCAGACGCUGCUGGGUCCUGUGGUUCAACAGGAUUGCCAGGAUUAUGUUAAAGAAUUGAGACCUUUUGUACAGCAACUAUGUGGUGUUUGUUUGAUUUUUGUUUCACUGAUGAAACACAUUGGGCCUAAUUCACAAAACGUGUACGAUCACAUUUGAUCGUAAAGUGUGUUUCCAAGAACAUUUCGGAAUUCA
Messenger RNA from Anguilla anguilla (European eel), 2481 nucleotides. It is a transcript of the gene ess2, whose product is annotated as ess-2 splicing factor homolog. NCBI's taxonomy places the organism in Eukaryota, Metazoa, Chordata, Actinopteri, Anguilliformes, Anguillidae. Gene Ontology annotation, cellular component: catalytic step 2 spliceosome. The transcript has 10 exons. The record is from RefSeq and is a predicted model, not a curated record. The coding region runs from base 433 to 1857 and encodes 474 amino acids.